UUGAAGGAAGUGCGGAGGCAGCGAUGUAUUAGGAGUUGUUUGUCGGCGUUUGUCAGGAAAGGUUGCAGGACCAUGGCAGAAGAAAGUGUCAUUCUGAUCAGCGACGAGGAGGAGGACGCCACAGCCAACGAGUCUGUUCUCAUCGUGGAAGUACGGGAUGAGCAGCGUCCAUCAACAUCAGCUGCUACAAGUGAAGUGGUGGAUGAGGACUUGUCAAUAACAUUCUCCAAGAAGGCCAUAGUGAUGCCCCAUGCCAGAUAUGACUGUAGCACCAACCCAUUUAGUCCAUCUGAGAAAGAUACUUCCACACCUGUGGGGAACAACACCGCCUUCUGUGAACAGUGUUUCUGCUACGUCUGUGACAAGUUGGCAUCGGAGUGUGUGGUAUGGAAGAAGCCCGGAAGCUGUCACUGUAAUGCCCACAAACAGAGUGCUUUCUGGAAGGCUGAGCGGGAUAAAGCAAUCCUGGGAUACCUGCAUAUUUUUAAUUUUGAGGUGAUGGAAGUGGAUACUGAUCUGAGACUUGCUGAGAAGCACCUGCGGAGUUUUGAAGAACGGCUGCAGGUGGAAUAUGACAUUUUUCUGAAGGGCAAUCAGACAUGUCUGACAGACAUCGUUCCUUGCAACUGUUAUUGCCACACAGCCCAUCCGGACACAUCUGGCUGCAAAAAAUGCAAAUUAUGUCAUGCAUUUGUGGCCUUCUACAACUAUUCUAAAGUGUAUGAAUGUGUGUCUGAGUUUCUGGACAAGGCUCAGAAAGAGACACCGAGGACUGCGGCAGUGAUGCUACUUGGAGCUGCUAAACUUUUUUCUGUUCAUGCACAGCCUUAUGGAUACAGCUCACAGUAUUACACUAAUCCUAAUUCCUACGUCUCAGAUGCUGUUCCUAUGUUGUUAAUGAGGGUAGCAGACACACUCAGGACCAUGAUCAUCACCAGUGACUUCUCCACUUCCUUCUCCAAGAAGCUGCAGGAAUUUUUCUCCUCGUUGCUGAUCUCGACUAAGUGCAAGUGGCUGACAAACAGCCUGGAUGUACGAGCAUGGGAUGAUCCUCUGCUAGUGUCCGUGCUCAAAGGACAGAACGUCAAAGGCGAGCGUCACCAUCGAGGAAAGCGGGAGGUCCUACACGAGCCUGUGGUCGUGGUGGAGGCACGCGUUCAGAAGCUCAAGGAGGAGAACAAGUUCAGAGAGCUGUCUCGCUACCUCAGAGCUGUGAGAAGUGAUAACAAAGUCCAACUCCGAAGCAUGAAAGAUCACGUGCCGUUCUACCUGUGCAAGGCUGGGGACUACUUUGGAGCCAUGAACUGCUUUUUCGCCUCGUCUUCUCAGACGUGCUGCGUUGCUUGUCGCCUCAGCCCCGCCCACUUUGUCAUGUACAUGAAGACCCUGGUGACAGGCAGGAUGCCGGCGGGCAGUGACCCCAUCCUUUCGACACAGUGGGAAGCAGCCAAAGAUUCCAACCUUCCAAAGAAGUCCGAUGUCAUAAAGUGUGCACUGCGGAUUAUGAAUUGGAACAUUACAGUGUUUAUGGACCCUGAUUGCUGGGUCACUCUGGUUGAGGUGGCAUGUUCUGAUGUGAUGACCCAUGACGGUUCCCUGGUUUUAAAGUCUUUUCAACUACCGGACACGUCAUUUCUGUUGUGGUCCAGAACAAGUGCUGCUGCAAUUCUUCAUGAAGGGACAAAAUCAGCAGAAAAGCAAAUUCAGAUACCCAAAACAUUUCUACUUCAGUACCCUCGGCAAGCUCUCCUGCUGCUGGUCACGCAGGCCCUCAUCGACAGAAUCACCUACAGGCGCAUGAUGACUUUCCUCAGUGUUGUCAUGGCUUUUAAAGAAAAUGCGUGGGCUCUUCGUUGGCUGUACAAUGGCCUUGGUCCUGAAACGCUGCAUGUGUUUAUGAGUGUCCUUCUGGAUGAUCUCUACAGUGAGAGGAAUACACACUUCACCAGGAAAUUUGAGUUAUCGGAUGAGCAGUACAUCGGGGACUUCCUCUGCUAUCACAUCCAGGAUCCACGUCCCAUGACUUAUGGAACGAAGCGAUAUGUUUUCGAUGUCCUGCACAAAAACUGGCAUGAGCGUGACUACUUGUGGCAGUAUUAUCUCAGGAUGAUUCUGCAGCAAUGUAGUCACGAACUGGAACCAGAAACCCACAGAUUCCUUGAUGCAAUCAAAAGAAGAAACUAUUGAAUGCAGAUAUCUGGUUCUGACCGUCUGGUUGGCAGUUCGAGGGCAGCUGCACAGACAUUGGCAAGUCAGUUGCAACACACUGAGCUCCUCGUGAUCUGUAUAAAUGUUUAGUUUACCUCUCCUCUGUUCACAUCUGUAGCCAGUUUCGGUCUCUUGGGUAAACAGUACCAUGAUGUGCAAUUUUAUUUAGCUUUAAAAUGUGUAUGUUUGCAUGCAUAAAAACCUCUUUAUAUAUGUCAAGAUGGUCAUUUGUCAGACCAGUGUCCUUUCCUUUACAGUGUACAAUGUCAAGAUGCUUUAUUAAAGUACACUUUACUAAUUUUUUUUUUUCCAUGUCAGAUAUUCAGAAUGGAGAACAGUGGUUGUAGUUUCCAUAGUAAUUUAGCUUUCCAAGUACAGCACCAGGUCAUUCUCAGUCCCCUGGGAAAGCAGAGUUGCUGGGGACAUGAAUAAGGAGCACACGUGAGCUGUCUU
Scleropages formosus (Asian bonytongue) is the source of this 2661-nucleotide messenger RNA. RefSeq lists its product as uncharacterized. The coding region runs from base 73 to 2187 and encodes 704 amino acids. NCBI's taxonomy places the organism in Eukaryota, Metazoa, Chordata, Actinopteri, Osteoglossiformes, Osteoglossidae. The record is from RefSeq and is a predicted model, not a curated record. The transcript is spliced from 20 exons.